This is a messenger RNA of Huiozyma naganishii CBS 8797, 843 nucleotides long. It is a transcript of the gene CRD1, whose product is annotated as cardiolipin synthase. Gene Ontology annotation, biological process: cardiolipin biosynthetic process. Bases 1 to 843 code for a protein of 280 amino acids. The record is from RefSeq and is a predicted model, not a curated record. Lineage: Eukaryota; Fungi; Ascomycota; Saccharomycetes; Saccharomycetales; Saccharomycetaceae. Gene Ontology annotation, cellular component: membrane; mitochondrion. Gene Ontology annotation, molecular function: cardiolipin synthase activity. The transcript has a single exon.
AUGCUGUGCGGUAGAACACACACAAGUGCAAUACUAUCGCUAUGUAAACUGAAUCUGAAACUGCAACUUCGAAGUACAGCUGCCCUUGUCCCGGCCACUGUCCAACAGAGCAGAUCUCUCCAAACGUCCCCAGGUGACUCCCUACAACGGCAAACUGCCUCACAGUCCAAAAUACUGACCCUCCCGAAUGUAAUCACAAUGUCGAGGAUCGCGUUGACGCCACUGAUAGGACACUACAUAUUCACGAGCCAGAUGGGUCCCGCGUUGGGCGUGUUCGCGUACUGCUGUGUCACAGACUUUCUCGACGGGUACAUUGCGCGGAGGUACAAGACGAAUUCAAUAGCAGGUACAAUACUAGACCCAAUAGCGGAUAAAUUGCUGAUGGUGGUGACUACCGUCGCGAUGACUUUCCCGCCAGGACCACAGAUCAUCCCAAUGAGCAUUGCAGGGCUGAUCUUGGGAAGGGACGUCUUGCUGGGACUCAGUGGGGUAGUGGUACGGUACAGAUCCAUUAAAGCAGUGUACAAGAAUGCGCCAUGGAAUAUGUACUGGAAUUUUAUGAAGUUUCCGAGCGUGGAGGUCAAACCCACGGUGAUAUCUAAGUGGAACACUUUCUUACAAAUGAUAUAUUUGGGCGUAGCAGGUGUUUUGCUGAUAAUUAGGGGAUCAGACAGCGAACUACAAGAUCAGGAAGAUACUGAUGUGAAAGUCGGUGGGAAGUACCCCUGGUUAGAACAGGACUUCACUUGGCUGGGAUACGUGGUCGGUGCCACCACAGUAUUGAGCGGCGGAUCCUACAUAUUUAGCAGAAGUGCAAUCAGAUACCUCCCUAGGAUAAAGUAA